AACGUGAAAAAAAGAUUCAUCAGAUUCAGUCCUCAAAAAACGAUAAGGAUCUAAUUGGCGCCCCUUUACUAUUUCCAUCUCCUUCCUUCAAAGUAGACAACUUUGGAUCCCUCCCUACGUCCUUACGCCGAGCGAGAUCUACACAAUCUCCGAUCCCCAAAAUGGCGACGAGAAGACGUACUUUGCUCAAGGUCAUUGUCCUCGGCGAUAGCGGGGUUGGUAAGACUUCCUUGAUGAAUCAAUAUGUGCAUAACAAGUUUAGUCAACAGUAUAAAGCGACUAUUGGUGCUGAUUUCGUGACCAAGGAGCUUCAGAUUGGGGAUAAGCUUGUUACUCUCCAGAUUUGGGAUACUGCUGGACAAGAGAGGUUCCAGAGUCUUGGUGCUGCGUUUUACAGAGGUGCAGAUUGUUGCGCUUUGGUUUAUGAUGUCAACGUCGCCAAGUCCUUUGACUCCCUCGAAACUUGGCAUGAGGAGUUUCUUAAACAGGUUCUUGGAUUAGCUUCUUUCUUUUUUUUCUUUAUAUUCAGGUUAAGGUUAGCUCUUGUUUUCUUUGUUUGUUAUGAUGAAUACAUGUAACAUGUGAACCCGCUGCUAUGCGAAUUGUUAGCUUUGACUAUCUAGAUUCACAGUCUUGAGAUUUUUAUUAACAGUUUGCUGAGUCAAACUUAUUUGUGAUUAGGAGAACCUUUGGUUAGGAAACAUAUCUCUUUUGGUCUUGAUGACCAUAUCUGAAGUUUUGUGUUCCCAUCAUAUAACAUGUUUUUUCGUUUGUAACAAUAAUAUUACCAACUAGCAAAUAUAUUACUAACCUUUUUUUUGCGUUCGUAGCAGUUUUAGAAUUCGUUAAAACUAUAAAGCUUGUUCCUUGUUCAGUUUGUUUUCCUGCACUCAUACUUUAAUGCCUUUAACAGUUUGUAAUAUUCUAAACUUUGAUUCCGUGGCAUCUUCUUGUCCUGCACAGGCAAGUCCGCGGAUCCAAAGACAUUUCCGUUUAUAGUGCUUGGAAACAAGGUUGACAUAGGUGGGGGAGCACUAGAGUGGUCUCUGAGACGAAAGCAGCUGACUGGUGUGCUUCAAAUGGUAACAUACCCUAUUUCGAGACAUCAGCUAAAGAAGACUACAAUGUCGAUGAGGCUUUCUUUACCAUUGCCAAAACCGCUCUUGCCAACGAGAAUGAUCAGGACAUAUACUUCCAAGGCAUACCAGUUGCAGUGACUGAAAACGAGCCAAAAGGGGGGUGGUUGCGCUUGCUGAACUGUGGAUUUGAACAUUCUUUUGCGUUCGUUUUUGAUACAUUUGCUCGUUAUUCAUUGAAGGUUGGUGUACUCUUUGAGGAUUUCAGAACGAUAAGUUUGUAGAAUCAAUCUUUUCAGCUAUUCCAUCAUGUAUUAAUUUGAUUGGAGGAGUCUGUAUGAUCAAAAUCGAUUCUGCUGGAUA
This is a messenger RNA of Raphanus sativus (radish), 1439 nucleotides long. Its product is annotated as ras-related protein RABG3a. The record is from RefSeq and is a predicted model, not a curated record. Lineage: Eukaryota; Viridiplantae; Streptophyta; Magnoliopsida; Brassicales; Brassicaceae. Gene Ontology annotation, cellular component: vacuolar membrane. Gene Ontology annotation, molecular function: GTPase activity; GTP binding.